This is a messenger RNA of Odobenus rosmarus divergens (Pacific walrus), 1084 nucleotides long. It is a transcript of the gene TMEM120A, whose product is annotated as transmembrane protein 120A. Lineage: Eukaryota; Metazoa; Chordata; Mammalia; Carnivora; Odobenidae. The record is from RefSeq and is a predicted model, not a curated record. The coding region runs from base 71 to 1084 and encodes 337 amino acids. Gene Ontology annotation, cellular component: membrane. The transcript has 11 exons. Gene Ontology annotation, biological process: fat cell differentiation.
GCGCUUCGGAAGGGCCGGGGUUGCGGCGGGGUCCUUGACUCGGCUUGUCCGGCGCGUGGCCCCGGCAGCCAUGCAUCCCCUGGCUCCGGGCCCGCUGGGGGACUGCCUGCGGGACUGGGAGGAGCUGCAGCAGGACUUCCAGAGCAUCCAGGAGACCCACCGGCUAUACCGCCUGAAGCUGGAGGAGCUGACCAAGCUGCAGAACAGUUGUACCAGCGCUAUCACUCGGCAGAAGAAGCGGCUCCAGGAGCUGGCUCUUGUCCUGAAGAAAUGCAAACCCUCCCUUCAGUCGGGGGCCAAGGAGGCUGCCCAGGAGCUGGAGAACCAGAUCAAGGAGCGCCAGGGCCUCUUCUUCGAUAUGGAGGCCUAUUUGCCCAAGAAGAAUGGGUUGUACCUGAGCCUGGUUCUGGGCAAUGUCAACGUGACACUCCUGAGCAAGCAGGCUAAGUUUGCCUACAAGGACGAGUAUGAGAAGUUCAAGCUCUACCUCACCAUCAUCCUCAUCCUCAUCUCCUUCACCUGCCGCUUCCUCCUCAACUCCAGGGUGACGGACGCCGCCUUCAACUUCCUGCUGGUCUGGUACUACUGCACACUGACCAUCCGGGAGAGCAUUCUCAUCAACAACGGCUCCCGGAUCAAAGGCUGGUGGGUUUUCCAUCAUUACGUGUCCACCUUCUUGUCGGGAGUCAUGCUGACAUGGCCUGACGGCCUCAUGUACCAGAAGUUCCGGAACCAGUUCUUGUCCUUCUCCAUGUACCAGAGCUUCGUGCAGUUCCUGCAGUACUACUACCAGAGCGGCUGUCUGUACCGCCUGCGGGCCUUGGGCGAGAGGCACACCAUGGACCUCACUGUGGGUGAGCCGGGCCUGGCCUCCUCUCUCGGGAAUCCUGACGGGGGCCGGGGAGGGCCCCUUUUUAACGCGCUGACCUUGUUCAGCCUGGCCCGGGACCCCGAGUGCAAGGAGUGGCAGGUGCUCAUGUGUGGCCUCCCCUUCCUCCUCCUCUUCCUUGGCAACUUCUUCACCACCCUGCGGGUUGUGCACCAGAAAUUCCACAGUCAAAGGCGUGGGAGCAAGAAAGAAUGA